AUGGCACCAAAGACGAUUGGCGAAUACAAGUCGCGGAUCGAAUUCAGCAGCCUCAAUGCUCUAUACCGCGAGAGUAUCACUCUGCUCAGGGACGUAGGGAUCUACUACUUCUGGAUUGAUGCCCUUUGUAUCAUUCAAGAUGACAGAAAGGACUGGCGCCAAGAGGCAUCAAAGAUGGCCGAUGUAUACUCCAACGCUUACUUGACAAUCUCGGCUUCGGUCUCUGAGUCCCCAGACGAUGAAAUCAUCACGAACAUAUGUCGCCCCAGAGUGAGGGGUCCAGAACUCAGAAUUGACAGGCUAGGCAAACUGGUGGAUGAGACCUUCCAGUCAAUAGCCGUGGCAGCGCUCUCACGAUCGCCCGAUGAUCCUGACUUCGGCGCCGACGUUCAGAACGCACAAGGCGCAGGAUCUCCCAAUGCCGAAGCUGAAGUAGGAAUGACAGGCCCAGAAUCUGGGCUGGAUAGACUUUUCGACGUGGAUUUGGGCUCACUGGCCACACGCGGAUGGUGUCUUCAGGAACGCUGUCUGUCUCGCCGAAUCCUACACUUCGGGGAGGCGCAGAUGCACUGGCAGUGUCUUGAGGCGCAGUUGAGUGAGGAGCCCCAAGAUGAGGACCGUGUUAAGUUGCUGGCGCGGCACUACAGUCUUCUGCUGCCUUCUUCUUCGCAAUUUAUCCUCCGCAAGGACAUGCCCCUUGACGAUCCCUACGACCUUUGGUACAGGAUCAUGGAAGAUUACAAGCGAAGACUCAUGACAAACACAAACGACCGCAUUCCAGGCAUUCUGGGUCUGACGCAAGUUUUCAGAGGCGCGACAAGAGCCGUCGAAACCGCGACAAAAGCCCGUGGCCAUGAAGACACAAUGGUUUGUGGUCUGUGGAAAGGGGACCUGGCGUUCGGUCUGCUCUGGAAAAUAUCACACAAAGAUGUCGAAGGGUUUUUAAACAAUAAGAUGCCUUCGUGGAGCUUUUUGCGGACGAAUGCACGUGUUUGGUGGCCUCUGAACCGUUACGGGACUCGCAAGAACACAACACUCGCCGUAGAUAUCCAGGACCUGGAUGUUGACGAAACAAAAAACUUGAUCAAGCUGCGGGGGAAGCUAAUCCCGAUUCCUCGGUCAAUGCCAAAGGCGGAUGGGUCCGAUCAGGUCAAUCUAGGGUGGGCUGAGAUCGGCUGGGAUUUUGACCCAUUUCGAGAGGAAGACCUCCCAUCGAAUGAUGAUGAACUGAGACGCUUGCUCUGGUUUUGGGACCACGGGGAAGAGAAAAUGCCAGUGGGUACUAGCGACGGGGAUACUGAUGACGGGAAGUCUGACGACGGGAGCAAUGGCGACGGGAAUGCUGAUGAUGUAAAGGUUAAUGAUGGGAACGCCGACGAGAGGAGUGAUGGCGACACGAGUACUGGCGACGGGAGCAAUGGCGACGGGAAUGCUGAUGAUGUAAAGGUUAAUGAUGGGAACGCCGACGAGAGGAGUGAUGGCGACACGAGUACUGGCGACGGGAGCAAUGGCGACGGGAAUGCUGAUGAUGUAAAGGUUAAUGAUGGGAACGCCGACGAGAGGAGUGAUGGCGACACGAGUACUGGCGACGGGAGCAAUGGUGAUGGGAAUGCUGACGAUGUGAGGGCUGAUGACGGGAGCUCUGACGAGAGGAGCACUGACGACGGGAGCUCUGGUUAUGGGAGCGAGGGCGACGGGAGCGAGGGCGACGGAAAGACUGAUGACGGCAACAGUCAGAUAUCUCUUCGGAGAAAUAUUUGGCUUCUGAUGGUGGUGACGCCAAAUGAGCAGGAUUUUGGGCAUGGUUUGCUUCUGUUGGAAACGGAAACCAAAGGCACGUACCAUCGCGUGGGCUAUGUCUUGAUUGGAAAGGCUCGGGCAGGCAAGGAGCCUUUCAGCAAAGUCGGAAGACAGGCGAUCAUUAUCAAGUGA
This is a messenger RNA of Diaporthe batatas, 1932 nucleotides long. RefSeq lists its product as uncharacterized. The coding region runs from base 1 to 1932 and encodes 643 amino acids. The record is from RefSeq and is a predicted model, not a curated record. Lineage: Eukaryota; Fungi; Ascomycota; Sordariomycetes; Diaporthales; Diaporthaceae. The transcript is spliced from 2 exons.